This is a messenger RNA of Amoebophrya sp. A25, 3689 nucleotides long. The record is from the annotation of a GenBank genome assembly. NCBI's taxonomy places the organism in Eukaryota, Dinophyceae, Syndiniales, Amoebophryaceae.
GUUUUCGGUUCUUCUUAUUGCGUUUAAGAUUCAUCAAACAAGAUGAAGAUCAAUUGAAUAUUGACUUUCAUGAUUGAAUAGGAGAAAGCACAAGGCUUGAAAUAGUCGCGUUUUCCUCCAUAUAUAUUGAUGAUACUGUUAAAACUAUUAUAGAUACUGUCUGAUAGAACAGUGCUGACGAGUCUGCGUGUUGUCGUGUUCAGAUCGAAUGAUAUACGAGGACUAUUAAAAAGUGAGAUCGAUGCUGUUGAGUUGUGUGAAACGUGCUGUAUCAUGAAAAGUAGAUUGAACGUCUGUCGUGGAUUCCUUACAACAGUGGAAGCUGAAGAACUCUCAGAAGAAAUUAAAAUUGAACACCACCAGUCCCAGUUUAAGUACUGAGAAGAACAGUUUAAGACUGCUGAGAAGAACAGUUUUUUUUUUUGAGUUCUCAGUACAGCAGAAGUAGACUUCUGAGCGGACUAGUACUUCUGAGUGGACGGCAGAGGUGGACGUCUGAUUGGGUUUACUACUACUCCUACCGCUAUUACUACUAGUAGUACUGGAUACCACCGCAACAACUAAGUACAUGAAGAUGUUUUACCAGAAAAAGUGAAACAAAUAGUCGUAGUCGUAAAAUAUAGUAGACUUUAUUUUAAGCAGCGAAGAAAUAUCUAUGGGCAACAUCUUCAGUUCUUCAAAGAGUACAACAGCACUGUAGUGCCGCUCACAAUAGCUGCAAUAGGAGUUGUGCUGUGGCGAGGUCUCCAUUUGAUACAAGCAAUAUGACAGAGUUUGAAAAGUUGGACUAAAAAUUAUAGCAGUGGUCAUCAUUCAUGAUUUUUGCAGAUGGAAAAUUAUUGGUCUUGCUGUAGAUCUAGAUGCAGUCCUUCUUCAAGAGGUUGCGUUAGAAGCAGGUAGAUUCCUGUGAUACUUGAUAAGCUAAGUCGUGUAAGUUAGUCAGUCCCAAUCAUUGAUACCCCCCGAAUGGGUACACUACUAAACGCGCAGUGCGGAGGCGGGAGCCUCUCUACAUCUAAACCUGAAUGUAUCGUACACGAGGUUCACGCUGUUAUUCGACCACUCUGUCUGACCCGCGAAUGGGUGCAACAGCUACUCCGUGAAAGAGUGGGUACAUGAAGACUACUACCAUUGCGCCGCUGCUAGUAUUUAGAGGGUUAGUAGUACAGCACUACCUCCAUUACUAGUACGGCGGGGGUUACUACUAGUUGUACUGGGGAGGACGGAGGUCACCACGCUAAUUUACCAUUACUAGUACUUCGGGGGUUACAACACUACUUCCAUAGUACUACGGCACUGAGUGGCCAGAUACAUCGAUCAUGAGUAUUUAGUUAAAAAUUAUGCACCAAGGACUACCUCUACGACCCUUUCGUCUCGUUUGGUUCUUCAAGAAGAGUAAUGUAAAUUUGUAAAAUCAAAUAACGUCGCUGGGUAUAUCAUCAUCAAAUAAGGUCGCGUCAUGUUGUUAGUGUCAUAACGAUUAUAGACUUGUGAAAAGUCCCGGCACUGCUGUGAACUACUACUUCUAGAUCUCAUCUUGGCGUGGUGCUAGAAGUGAUGGAUAAUCUCGUAAGUAGAAAAAUAGAGAAAUAUUCCAGUUAGAGAACAGGCAAUGGUAAAGAUGAAGAUGUGCGCGGUCCUUCAGAGGCGGCGAUCGGUCUAGCGUAACAUAGAAAGUAGGUGUCAGGGUAGCGCCACCAGCUCGAGAUUUAGUAUUGUCUUUUUGGCUCUUCAGUAGCCAAUGAAGUCUGCUAGUUUUUCUGGCGGGCCCACACCUAACCCAAGUAACCUAAUUCCUUGGGGUGACACAAGAGGGGAGUUUCUCGAGUGAGCAGGCCGGAGACAGCAUCAAUUGGCGACACGGUCUUUCAGCGACUCACAAGGCCGGCAGCCGGUAAGGCUGUUUUUCGUCGGCUUUAGGCGCGCAUCACCACUUGAUUGAUUGAUAGGCGAGGACAACGCUCUGCGGAACAUGUAGCGCUCUCUUAGGCUUAGGCAUCCCCUUGACGUGGUGCUAGACAUUAUAGAUGCAGGCUCACCAUUCUAGAUACAGGCUCAUCAUUAUAGAUGCAGCAAGUUUGAGUUGGUUUAUAGAGGCAUCACGUAGCUGGUGGUAAAGUUUCUCUUCUUUCUUUGUGGCUACAUUCUUUUUUAGUCUUCCACUUGUCUGCUGCUUGUGAAACGUACCGCGCCCCAAUUGGUGGCCAGAAAUAUCCCGCCUGCCGCCGGUUUGCGAGCUGGAAAAUGCUGAGGCCGCUCUUUCAGUAGCCCCGGGCUACAAAAAAAAAAGAAACUUCUCCUGAAGUCUCCAAAUCCAAAUCCAAACUACCCGUCUUUUCCAGGAGUGGGCUCUUGGAUCAGAUAUUUUCAUCAUCAUUUCAUUCAUCAUGAUAAACUGCGGAAGCAAGGUGGAUCAUUUCCUAUCCUAUCCUAUCCUGAACGAAUCUAACGAUUUCUUCAGCCGAUCCACAGCGUCGGCUUGUUAGACCUACCCUCCCAGGGUUGUCAUCUUUGCAGACGCUGCGUCAUUCUAUAGUAGGCUACUGAAUUGAGUCAUCGUUGCAGACGCAGCACCCUUGUAGGAGAUUCUUAUCAAUAGGAAGGAGGUAAACUACUGCUAAUUGACUAAUUCUUCUACACACGUGUGCGUCGAUAGGGUCGCGCGCGAGCAUAAUCAUGAUAAUAGUAAUAUAUGAUAAUGAUACCGAUAGAGUACACUACUAAUAUAGGGUUUUCUUGAUUUUCUUGUUUGUUGUAGAAGAAUCAGAAGCGCACACAUGGCAUUCUCAUGAGCAGGUCACACAUGUAUUCGUGCAGGUUUUCCCUGUCGAGGCGGAUGACUUCGCGUACGAAGUUGUUGCGGAUCAAUAGUAUUAGUAGGCACAACUACCAUAGUCGGCAACAGUGGCACAUAGACAACAAUUUUUGAAUAUUUUUAUUUUGCUCAACAAUGAAUAGGAGACACAAUUUGCAGUUGUAAGAAGGAAAGAAGCUCGUUGUAAACUCUGUUGUCGCUACCUACCACAACAGGAAGUACUGGUGUCGCUACCACAGCAGAGUCCUAGAAAGUGUUACCUCUAAUUAAAAGAUCUUACACCCCACGAGUGGGUACAUCUAUCUAUCUAUUAGUCGAGGAUGAGACUCAAAAAGACGAUCCGAAGCAUGCUUCAUCGCACUGAUUCGGAGUGAUUGUGAAUUUUUUGUGUUGAUCGCGGUCGCCGAUAUUUUUUCUAAAGGGGCAGUAGGGCAGAAUAUGGUUAGUAGUAAGUAUCUAUGUAUAAUUAACUGAUUAUUAGUAGUAAGUAUCUAUAAUGAUUAUGGAGUCCUGCUCCAGAAAAAUGAGCAACUACUUCAUGUUUUUCUGUUGAGACAUUUUUUCUUCAUGGGUACACUCAUUCACUCAUUCUUGUGGACGAGAAAGCCCGGUGAUUGAAGGGCGCUCCAAAUGAGCAGAUCUGAUGAGAAGGCAUGAUGAAAAACGCAGAGCAGGAAAAAAAGGAGAAAAAAAGGAGAAGACCUAGAUGCAUAACAAUUAAACUUACCUCUUGCCAGGCACAUCAAUCACUCUAGUGCUAUAAAGGGAGUCCGAGAUUGAUAAAAGAAAGUAGAGUGAGUCUGCUCUCUUUUACUCUCUCCACCUCCCCCUGCUAUGAUGUUGCGUUACUGCGUUCUUGAGUUUUACGUCGUGG